Molecule: messenger RNA, 678 nt
Organism: Apis laboriosa (Himalayan honeybee)
Lineage: Eukaryota; Metazoa; Arthropoda; Insecta; Hymenoptera; Apidae
Product: thioredoxin-2-like
Exons: 4
Coding region: 296-613 (105 amino acids)
Molecular function (GO): protein-disulfide reductase activity
Source: RefSeq, a predicted model, not a curated record
AAAGUUUUUCGAUGAACCGCGAAUAAAAUAAAUACGUAUGUCUAGUAUACAUCUCACUUUACCUUCGCCAUACUUGUAUCGAGUGACAUCAUUCUAUGGAACCCAAAUUUAAGAAAGAGAAAGAAAGUAAACGUGAAGGAGAAUAUGUUCACUACGUGAAGCGUAAGUCAGAGAAGGAAGAAUAGAACUACUGAGGAUUCAGAGCACAGCGCUCAGUCGUUAACGAAGCAUCGAAAUUGUUGGUUCGGUAGUACUUGUGGACAAGCUUAGAACGUAAUUCCUAGAAUAAAUAAAAAUGAUUUACCAAAUUAAGAAUGCCAGUGAUUUAAAAAAUCAGCUUGAAAAAGCUGGAGAUCAAUUGGUUGUAAUUGAUUUUUUUGCUGUGUGGUGUGGUCCAUGCAAAAUAAUUGGACCUAAAGUAGAAGAGUUAUCACUGGAAAUGGAAGAUGUUAUUUUUUUGAAAGUUGAUGUAGAUGAAUGCGAAGAUAUUGUUGGUGAAUAUGAAAUUACCAGUAUGCCUACCUUUGUUUUCAUCAAAAAUAACAAAGUGCUGGAAAACUUUUCUGGUGCUAAUUAUGAUAAACUUAAAAACACAAUUCAGAAACACAAAUAAAUAAUUUUAAUAAUAAAAAUAUUUUUAAACAGAAUUAUCUAUUAAUUAAUAUUAAUCAACAAAAA